AUGCAAGAUACAUCAAAAUUUUGGGGAGAGAAUCAUGAUCAAGUAUUAUUCAAACUAUGUACCGAACUCGUUAGACAACAGCUUGGAGAAGAUUGUGCUAAAAUUGUUGAAAAACUCUCAGAACCUGUUCAAGAUGAGCAAAGUUUGAUGAAUCUUUGUAACAUGGAUCAAUUAAAAUUUAGGAAUGCUUUUGGAGCGUUAAGUAAUGCUGGCAUCGUUACAAUGGAUCCAACAAUUGCAAUUAUUCCUGUAACUAUUAUUUCAUAUUUAACGCUUCCACAUUUCAUGAACUUUGCGCAGAAGUUUUAUAUCAUACCUCAAGAUAGAGAUUUGAUUGAGAUAUUAACAACUAAAAUUAUUAAAGUCACAACUUUAACAGCUCCAAAAUUAGUCGAUACAUUGGCCACUGAGGAUCCAAAGUUCGACAGAAUUAGAGCUCUUAAAGUAACACAGCAUUUAAUUGCCAAAAAAGUAUUCAUUCUCACUGAUAAAGAAGAAGUUAAUUUCAAUAUCCAACUUUUCCUUGUUAGAUUACGAUUGGAAGCGCUUGAAAAACUCGUAGAAUACCAAGACCAUCGUGUUGUCGAAGUAAUCAGAGCAUUAUUCUCACCAGAUUUCAAAGAAGAUGCUUUAAUUGAUUGUGAGUCACUCAAAGUCGAUCACGAUGAAAUUAUUCAAGCUCUUACAGCACUUACAGGUAUGCAGCAGAACGAAAUUAUCGGAGUUUUAGGAAUUUUGUCUUCUCCAGAUAUAUGUUUAUUUAGUCGCGAUUUUACGAUCAUUCAGCCAAUGACUGCAAUACACAUAUUCAGAAUAAAGCGUAUUGCAGCACUUCUCGCUGAAAUUGGCCAUCCUCUCGCACGCCGUGUGAUUAAUAUGCUUUUAAAGAACGAACAGAUCGAAACAAUCAAGUUCUGUGAUAUGCUGAUGCUUCCUAAGCAAGAUGCACUAAAUCUACUCGCUACAAUGCAGCAUUUAGGCGUAAUUACGUGUGAAGAAUUAGAAGAUGCUCCGCAUACAACAUUAAAGAGGAAAUACAGAGUAUGGAAGAUCGACCUUGUCUCCGCAAUCAACAAUGCUGGUGCUUAUCUUCUUGCAGUCAUCGGAUCUUUGAUGUUCCAAGUAGAAGAGGAGAAAAGAGAGAACAGAUCAAUUCUCGACUCCAAACCAGAGCUGAGCCAAAAGAUAGAGACACAAACAUCAAGAGUAAUGAGCGAAAGACUCAAAAUCUUGAAUAAUACAAUUAUUGACGCAACUAAGAAAUACUUUGAAAUUCAUCAGUUGUAG
This is a messenger RNA of Trichomonas vaginalis G3, 1287 nucleotides long. Its product is annotated as RNA polymerase III DNA directed -related family. The transcript has a single exon. NCBI's taxonomy places the organism in Eukaryota, Parabasalia, Trichomonadida, Trichomonadidae. Gene Ontology annotation, cellular component: RNA polymerase III complex. Gene Ontology annotation, molecular function: single-stranded DNA binding. The record is from RefSeq and is a predicted model, not a curated record. Bases 1 to 1287 code for a protein of 428 amino acids.